UUUUCUCGCACCACCAUGUCAGAGGACGACAGUGGCUCCACCGCCGGCUAUGUGUCUGACACGGACGGCAGCAACGUCAGCGUCCUCAACUGGGAGCAAGUGCAGCGGCUGGACGCCAUCCUGACGGAGACCAUCCCGAUCCACGGCCGCGGCAACUUCCCCACUCUGGAGAUGCAGCCGCGGCAGAUCGUCAAAGUGGUGCGCAGCCGGAUGGAGGAGAAGCAGAUCCACGUCCGGGACGUUCGGUUAAACGGCUCCGCGGCCAGCCACAUUCUGCACGAGGAUAGCGGACUGGGCUAUAAGGACCUUGACCUCAUAUUUUGCGCAGAUAUGAAGGGGGAAAGUGAUUUCCAGACUGUGAAGGACAUAGUUUUGGACUGUCUCCUGGAUUUUUUACCCGACUGUGUGAAUAAAGAGAAAAUAACCCCCUUAACGUUAAAGGAAGCCUAUGUGCAGAAGAUGGUGAAGGUGUGUAAUGACUCAGACCGCUGGAGUCUCAUCUCCCUCUCCAACAACCGAGGGAAGAAUGUGGAGCUGAAGUUCGUGGACUCGCUUCGGCGGCAGUUUGAGUUCAGCGUGGACUCCUUUCAGAUCAAACUGGACUCCCUGCUGCUGUUCUACGAGUGCUCGGAGAACCCCAUGGCCGAGACCUUCCACCCUACCAUCAUGGGGGAGAGCGUAUACGGGGACUUCAGCGAGGCCCUGGACCACCUGCGUCACAAGAUCAUCUGCACCCGGAACCCAGAGGAGAUCCGGGGCGGGGGUCUGCUGAAGUACUGUCACCUGCUGGUGAGGGGCUUCCGGGCCGCCUCCGAGUCAGAGAUGAAGUCCCUGCAGCGCUACAUGUGCUCACGGUUCUUCAUUGACUUCCCUGACAUCGGGGAGCAGCAGCGCAAGCUGGAGUCAUACCUUCAAAACCACUUUGUGGGCCUGGAGGACCGCAAGUACGACUACCUGAUGACCCUCCACGGAGUGGUCAACGAGAGUACGGUGUGUCUGAUGGGACACGAGAGGCGGCAGACCUUAGGGCUGAUAGCCAUGCUGGCAGUGCGAGUGCUUGCCGAGCAGAACGUCAUUCCCAACGUGGCUAAUGUUACAUGUUACUACCAACCUGCUCCUUAUGUGGCAGAUGGCAACUUCAGUAACUACUACAUAGCACAGGUACAGCCGGUGUUUGCUUGCCAGCAGCCUGCAUACUCCACCUGGCUGCCCUGUAACUGAGACAGCCCCGAGGAGAGGAGGAGGGAGAGAGUGUGAUUUGUUUAAACAGGACCAAGCGGCACAGUCGUCGCCUCAAACCUGCCCAGUGUUUGACAGCUGACAGAAAAAGGAGUCUUCUUUUUAAUGUUUUGCAUCAAAGCUUGUGUUUUUUGUUCAUACGUUGAGUAUGAAUGAUAAAUAAAGAACCGUUGGCUUUCAAUUCAA
Molecule: messenger RNA, 1425 nt
Organism: Xiphias gladius (swordfish)
Lineage: Eukaryota; Metazoa; Chordata; Actinopteri; Istiophoriformes; Xiphiidae
Gene: tent5aa
Product: terminal nucleotidyltransferase 5Aa
Exons: 2
Coding region: 16-1221 (401 amino acids)
Biological process (GO): mRNA stabilization
Molecular function (GO): poly(A) RNA polymerase activity; RNA binding
Source: RefSeq, a predicted model, not a curated record